Messenger RNA from Amoebophrya sp. A120, 1053 nucleotides. The record is from the annotation of a GenBank genome assembly. Lineage: Eukaryota; Dinophyceae; Syndiniales; Amoebophryaceae.
UUGUGACGCCAAGUGCUGGUUUCGAGAGUGUUCUCAGUUCAAGUGACUGCAAACAUGAUGACGAAUACAGUUGAAGCAGCCGCGAGCUUGAUGAUGCUGAGAUGCGCGAAUGAUAAUGCUGAGGAUACAGAAAAGCAGCACCAAAGCGAUGCAAAGCGCGAAUGUGCAUGCGAUCCGCUACAACUUGCACAAAUCAAAACAGCCUCUGAGUGCAAGCAGAUAGAACAGUUUUGAGUUGGCUGGCAAGCCUUAGUCGUAUCUCUUUAAGAUCGCUCUUUCAAAACAAAAAUAUGGCAACCUCCGCACCUCGGGUAACCGGAAAAAUGGCUGGUUUGGAUUACGAACCGGGUGACCGAGUUCGGGUUGUUGGGUGUUUUGUGGAAAAAUCGGAUAGCAAAGUUGUACUGGAAACGCACGACGGAGUGAAGGUAAUUUAUUAUAUGGGUUUAGAAUUCUUUAUGGAAAAGUGGUUGUGAAGAUGCAUGAGAUCAUCGCAAAGUGGGAGCGGAGCCACUGUCAAGCAAAUCACGAAAUUAUUACAGUAUGCCGUGGACGCAGAUUCAUCUGACAUGGAAGGCCUCAGCGAGUCGUCCGUCAUCGAAGCCAUCAUUACAAUAGGAGAGGACGGAGGUACCACGACUUCUUUUGCUGCUGUGCAUCAACGGAUGUUUGUAUACCGUCCUGUCUUCCAUGCGGAAAAAGUAAAAAAUGACUCGAAGUCGGUUGAUAUGUAAUUUCAUGUCUGAUGUACUAAAACUUCUUCUCACAGGUGCAGCAAAAGGCGAGAACCUGACGAAGCUAGGCGAGCGGGAUGAUAUAGAUCUCCUGAGGCUGCAUAAGGUUACUGAGAUGACACACGACAAGAAAAAAUUUCCGGAAUUCGACAAGAUUUUCUAAGAAAUCAAAAAACACUAGGUUUUGCAAUAAUUAUGUCACGAGAAAAAAUGUUACCGGGGUAUGAAUUUUUGAGCGCAGACGCAACGGGAAUGAACACGCGUACAAAAAAUAAAAGGCGCGGCUCAGCGGCACGUUGCGUUAUUGCCUUGUCGUGUC